CAAAACAUUGUGGAAGCAACACGCAGCACGCUGGCGACAGCAUGCAAAGCAUGGUGUGGUGGUUGUGACCUGUGUGCUCCUGUUACGGGACGCGUUCGCUGCUCACUCAACAGAACACUGACCUGUGUACUCAAGAAGUAUACAAAAGGAAAGGGAGAACUGUUCAAACUGUGUUAAGAGUUGAGACAGACUCUAGGGAGCAGCCAGCAGCACACGAGGCGUGAUGGUGGCGGUGCAGAACGAGAGUAAGAUGCCCCAGCGGCAUAGCAUGAAUAUCCCUCGGAGCGUGCUGAACGCCUUCAGUGAUCUGGUAAAGAAUGGGGAGAAAACGCGAACAGCCGCAGCAAUGUUGAUCCUGCAGCAUGUGGAGGAGGUGCUGCGGAGGAAUGAGCAGCCGGAGGAGAUGCCUGAAGGUGUGAAGUACAUCAUCAAUAGGCUGGUGGCUGGCCUUGCCUCUUCCCACCUCAUGGCAAGGGAAGGCUACUUCUCUGCCCUCUGCUACCUCCUCCGCCUCAAUUCAUCAUACUUCAGUCCUCAGUUUGUCUUCUCCCUCCUGGCAGACAAGAAAUCUGCUACCAUGAAAAGUGUCACUAAGGAUGAAAAUCGGGACCAACUUUUAGGUGAGUUGCUUCUAUGCGGUGCAGUGGUGCGGUCAGGACGUGCCGUGGAUCAGGAGGUUCUGCAGCAGGUGGUGAACAUGCUGUGUGCCAUGCGAGCCAAGAAGAGUUACCUGGACAUCACUGCCUCACAGUUCCUUGUCAACCUGAUAGAGAGUUAUGAAGGAAACAGUGUGCAUCCAGUAGUGUGGGGUAGUCUUCAGGCAGAGCUGAAGGGCCCCAUGGAUGAUCUGUCACCAAGCCAGGUGUGGAUACGAUUGGUAUUGCUGAGGAAGCACCGUGUGUCGCCCCCUGUUUGGCUCACCUCCACACUGGCACCCAAGAACCAUGAGGCACUCGUCCAAACACUCAUGAAAACUGCCAAUGAUCUGCCAAAAGUCCAUCCAGUUGUAGAGGAACUAGUGACCAACCUGGCGGCAGCCCGGACCUCCUCCUCCUUGCUGACAAAGUUCUUGCAAGUAAUCCUGGAGCCACUGCAGGGAAGCACCUCUCCGGCAAAACUGCAAAUCAUCUUUCAGCUGUUGAGGUACAUAGUGCCACAUUUAAGGACACCAUCGGAAUUGAUGGGGGUGGUGACGCCUUCGGUCAUGGCUCUGCUGCUCAACUCCCUCACCCAGCACACCCAGGACCUGAGGGAUGCUGCCAGAGGGGUCACUGGCGCCUUGGUUCAGCUAGUGAAAGACAGUCGGCAGGAAGAUGGUGAGCUGCAGCUGGCAGUGGUGAGUGUGCUGGUCACCCCACCAGGCAGUGUGAGGUUUGACCAGCUGACGGGACACAAGGUGCUGGCUGUGAUGGUGCCACACUUCACCCUCAACACUCUCAAGGGCUUCACCAAGAUCCUCCUAGAGGAGAUGAACAAGCCGGUCAAGAAUUUGGAGGUGGCCAACAGGAACUAUGCAGCCCACACCAUUGGCAACCUGCUGACACAGCCUGUAGCAUACACACCUGAGGCAGCCACUUGGAAGAAGCAGCAGCUGAUGUCACUCCUGAAGGCAGUGGUCUUCACGCCAAGGAAAGAGGAAGGGGAUACCUCAAAGGAUGCCUUCUUCUCGGUCCUUGGGAAGCAGGUGGGGUACAUCAGGGAGUACAGUAAGAUUGUGCUCAGUCUGGUGGAGGAGAUAGACCAGGAGAUGAAGGUACUGGAGACUGCUGGUUCCUCCUCUUGCCUGAGUGAUGAUGGUAAAGAGCAAUGGGCACUGGUCAUUUCCAGGCUGGCAACCCUUAAAGGAAAGGAGUGUACAGAGGGAACAGAAACAGAGAUAGCCAAGAUAGUUUUUCAGGUGUUGUACUGUCAGAUGGCACUCCACCUCUUUGUUGACGUGACAGUGGCCAAGGAAAGCAUCACAGAGUUCAUCACGUGCCAUAGAGAUAUUAGGAAACUUGGCAUGCUGAAGGGUGAUGAUGAUGAAGAUGAUGAUAAUGACAAUGACAAUGAGGCUGAGGAAGAAGAACGACCUAAUUGGGUGGAGGUGUUGACGGAGAUGCUGCUGAGCCUCUUGACACAGGAGAUGCACCUCUUCCGCAGCGUUGUGCAGGGCCUCUUCUGGCUACUAACACCCCACAUGACUGCUACAGCACUCAGCCUCCUCACUGAUGUCUUGGACACUGAAGAGGCUCGCCACCUGGUAAAAAAGGACACAGAGGACGAUGACGGGGAGCAGGAUGAUGAUGAUGAUAAGGAUGAUGGUGAUGGUGAAGAAGAUAAGGAUGAGAAUGAUGAUGAUGAAGAGGAGAGUGAGGCUGAGGAAGAAGAAAUUGAUGAAGAAGAUGCAGACCUCUUUACUCUUAAACAGAAAAUGUUUGAUGUUGCUGGUGGUAUUGAUGUGGAUGUGGACAUGGACUCAGUACCUCAGGAGGAGCUGGACCGCCUGGAUGACCGUCUGGGUGCCCUACUGUCAGAGUAUCGAGGGAAGCACCCCAUCAGGAAGAAGAACAGGAAGAAGGGUGGUGGUGGCAGUGACGGCCCACAGCUGUCGGCGGAGGAACAGAGCCUCAUGCAUUUCCAGACCAGGGUAUGUGACAUGCUUAUUGUGUACAUCAAGGCUGGCUCCAACAUGGCCCUGUAUUUGGGGCUGGUGAAUCCUAUCUUCAAGGCACUGAGCACAGCAGACCUUGAUAGCAGACAGAAGGACCUGCAGAACAAGCUGAUAACUGUCACCAUUACCAUGGGAAAGAAGAGGAAAUUCAACACUUUCGGUGAGAUCAGCGUGGACGCCUGGAAGGAGACCAUGAAUGAAUUCUUCUCCUUCGCCUUUCAGAUACCUAAGAGGUUCCUGUUCGUGAUUCAAUCGUGUUAUGCCCAGCUGAUGCACUGUGGACGCCUGCUGCUGGGGAUGGAUGAAGAGGCAGUAAAACAGCCAGACAACUUCCUCACUACCACAUAUGUGACCCAUCUGGAAACUUUAUUCACCAAGACCCAUCAUUUCCCUAAGAGGAUGCCAUUUAGUGAACCAUGCACCUACAACAUGGGCGGACUGUGGCGGGUAGUGGCAACCUUGGUGCGCUUUGCAUUUGAUCCUGAGAUGAAGGUGCACAAGCAGGCCAGAGGACUGAAGAUGCUGGAGCAACUGUACCACAACAAGAUGCUGAUUGAGGAGCGGAAAAAACCAGAGGCAGCAGCAGUAGAGCAGGACUUGUACAGCAAAGCACUUGAGGCUCUGGGUUCUGAGAAGGUCAGUGGUAUGUUGGUGUCUGCCAUCUUCAAGCUCCUGCACACUGUACUCCAGACGGACGGACGGAUGGAGCCUCAGUCCAGCUUGGCGUGGGAAGAGCUGCAUGAGAAUUUGGAGGCCUUCAGGAAGUGCAUCUCCAAGAGCAAACUCAAGUUUUUCCGCAAGGAGUACAACGUGUUAAAUGAAGCACUGCGGAGAUUCCUCAGUUCCAAGAAAGAUGGAAAGAAGAAGGGAGUGAAGAGAGGAGCAGGAGUUGGAAAUGAAGGUGGCAAGCAGCAGAGAAAUCAGAGGAAGAAAAGGAAGGUGGAGAAUGAAAACAACAUCAACAAAUUCUGUCCUUUUUCUGCUGGAGGAAAAUCUAAGGAAAAUGAAAAGAAACUCUCUGAAGAUAUAGCUGUAGUUAAAGACAAGGAAAAUACUCCAAUUCAACAUGACACAAGCAAGGUAAAGGAAGGAAACAAUGAAAGUAAUCCCAAGAAAGCCGGAAAGAAGGGAGUGAACAGAGGAGGAGUCGGAAAUGAAGGUGGCAAGCAGCAGGAAAAUCAGAUGAAGAAAAAGAAAAAUGAAAAUGAAAAGAAACCCUCAGAAGAUAGCACUAUAGUUAAAGACAAUGAAGGUAUUCUUGUUCAGCAUGACACAACCAAGGUAGAGGAAGGAAACAAUGAAAGUAAUUCUCCCCAAAAGGUAAUUGUCAAUGGAGAUGACAGUAACACACUUGACCAGGGACAGGGGAAUAUAAAAAAGAAGGUAUUAAAAAAGAAAAAGAAGGGAGUGAAGAGAGUAGCAGGAGUCGGAAAUGAAGGUGGCAAGCAACAGCAAAAUCAGAUGAGGAAAAAGAAAGAUGAAAACAUCAACAACAACUCUAGUCCUCUUUCUGCAGAAAAAGCUAAGGAAAAUGAAAAUGAAGGUACUCUAGUUCAGCAUGACACAAACAAGGUAGAGGAAGGAGACAAUGAAAGUAGUUCUCCCCAAAAGGUAAUUGUCAAUGGAGAUGACAGUAACACACUUGACCAGGGACAGGGGAAUAUAAAAAAGAAGGUAUUGAAAAAGAAAAAGAAGGGAGUGAAGAGAGUAGCAGGAGUCGGAAAUGAAGGUGGCAAGCAACAGGGAAAUCAGAUGAAGAAAAAGAAAGAGGAGAAUGAAAACAUCAACAACUCUAGUCCUCUUUCUGCAGAAGAAAAAGCUAAGAAAAAUGAAAAUACAAAAAAACUCUCAGAAGAUAGCACUAUAGUUAAAGACAAUGAAGGUACUCCAGUUCAGCAUGACACAAACAAGGUAGAGGAAGGAAACAAUGAAAGUAGUUCUCCCCAAAAGGUAAUUGUCAAUGGAGAUGACAGUAACACACUUGACCAGGGACAGGAGAAUGUAAAAAAGAUCACAUUAACCAGCAUUAAGGAUAACAAAGGUGUAAUAAACAUGAAACAAGUGGGAAAAAAUAGGAAAAAGAAAUCAAAUAGCAAACUCACAGGCACACCAACCAUUAUUAAGAAUGCUAGUAAAAUCUCAAUUGUUGGCAAUAAUGCUGGGGUUAAAAAAGGAAAAAAGAAAAUUAACAAGAUUGCAAAGAGAAAACAGGAAAAGAUAGAGAAGGAGACAGCUACUGUAGGAAUAAAGGCACAACAGAUCACUUCCUCCACCUUGACUUCCCCAGUUACUCCUAAACCAACCCCAAAAAAGAGAAAAAUUGCCUAGCUGGAUAUUAGCUAAAUGUCAAUAAGAGGCAACUACAUAUAUUUCCAUCAUGUGAACUCAUGUUCAUGUCUUCCUACACUGCUGUAACAAAUUAAUAGAAAAAAAAAAAUGUUAUCA
This is a messenger RNA of Portunus trituberculatus (swimming crab), 5098 nucleotides long. Its product is annotated as myb-binding protein 1A-like. Gene Ontology annotation, biological process: regulation of DNA-templated transcription. The transcript has 19 exons. The coding region runs from base 224 to 4981 and encodes 1585 amino acids. NCBI's taxonomy places the organism in Eukaryota, Metazoa, Arthropoda, Malacostraca, Decapoda, Portunidae. Gene Ontology annotation, cellular component: nucleolus. The record is from RefSeq and is a predicted model, not a curated record. Gene Ontology annotation, molecular function: transcription factor binding; sequence-specific DNA binding; transcription corepressor activity.